Messenger RNA from Aspergillus glaucus CBS 516.65, 1581 nucleotides. RefSeq lists its product as uncharacterized. Gene Ontology annotation, molecular function: heme binding; steroid hydroxylase activity; oxidoreductase activity, acting on paired donors, with incorporation or reduction of molecular oxygen. Lineage: Eukaryota; Fungi; Ascomycota; Eurotiomycetes; Eurotiales; Aspergillaceae. The coding region runs from base 1 to 1485 and encodes 494 amino acids. The record is from RefSeq and is a predicted model, not a curated record. The transcript has 4 exons.
AUGUCACUAAAUGUGGAAUGGCAGCUUGCCCUAUCAUCUGCUCAGUUGGCUGCACUGGGAACAUUGGUUCUUUUCAUCCUUACCUACAUUGUUUCUCUAUUCCGGUUUCUCUGGACUAGACAAAGCGACAACCCAGAGAAAAGGCCACCAACCAUCCCGUACUAUCUCCCGGGCCUGUGUCAUGCGUUUCGUCUGGAAUGGAGCAUGGACAACUUUCUGGCUGCCACCGUGAAACGCUGGGGAUACCAAUCUCCCCUCAAGGUUCGCGCAGGAACAUUCCAGUUCAUCAUGGUCACAAACCCCAGUCACAUCCGGAGUAUCAUACGCUCAUCGCGGAUACUCGCCAACCGGCCGAUAAUCAUGUUCGCCAUGCGGAAAUGGUUCUACACGCCCGUCGACUCAUUGCACCACUACAAUUCCCACCAUGGCCCGCAUCCACACUUACAUGACCUACAACUUGGCAUCAACAUCAGCCAAGUAACCCCGUCGGUGAUCGAGGCGAUGAUGGACUCGCGCAUCCUGGAAGUGUACCCGACUCUGGUCGGGGACUUUUGGGAAUUCGAUCGGCAGCUUGCAAAUUACUCUCGCAGGCUGCCUCGGUGGAUGAUCCCGUCUGCGUAUAGGACGAGGGAUCGGCAGCUUGCUAAUCUCAAGGCGUGGAAUCGGAUGGCGUAUCAGCACUCGGAUUGCUCCAAGCAUGGCGUGGAUGAUGCGGAUUGGGAUGAGUUCUUUGGGACUAGGUAUAUCAAGGCGCACGAGGAUUUGAUGCGGAAGCACGGAUUGGAUGAUGAUGCUAUUGCUUCAGACAAUUUGGGGUUGUUGUUUGGAGCCAACGCCAACGCCGUCCGUGCUGUCUUCUGGUACCUCUUCGAGGCCCUCAAAGACAAACCCCUACAGGAGCGACUCCAAACCGAACUACAUGACUGCAGAAACCCGCAAACCGACACUUUGGACAUCCCCCAAUUAUCCACCAAGCCCUUACUCCAAUCCACAUACGCAGAGGUCCUCCGCCUCCGAGUAUCCGGCAUCAUGACCCGCACCAACGAAGACGUUCCCUUCUGCCUAGGCCCGGACUCCGAUUACACCGUCCCCCGCAACACGACCAUGAGCACAUUCUCGUCCAUUACCGCACGGAACCAGUCAGCCUGGGAAUCCGUGCGCCCGCAGAUAGUCUCGCGCCCGCUGGACGAGUUCUGGCCCGAACGGUUCCUCGUGCGGGGGCGGGAGGACAGCAAGCUCAAGUUCAGCGUGGAUGGUCUGGCGGAGUGCUGGAUGCCGUAUGGGGGCGGGCAGCGGAUGUGUCCUGGGCGGCAUUUCGCCAAGAAUGAGAUUAUCGGGACGCUGGGGUUGUUGUUGGAUUUGUUUGAUUGUGAGCUGGUUGACCGGCGGGCUGCGAACCGGGAUCAGUCGGAUCAGCGAUGGGUGCCCUAUGGGACGUUGCCGCCGACUCGGAGAGUGGUGGUGAAGUUGACUCGGAGGCGAUAGGGAUAGGGUUAUAGUACUUGGUAGUUGAUUAUGUUUGUCCACUUGCGUAUAUGUCACACCCGUCGCUCUCGAAUACAUUGUCUUGCAAUCCACCAA